AUGAUUUUAGGAAUGAGCAGUUCCAUACUUGCAUCCCAUCGCACACAGAAAAAGAAAGAGUGAAAUUAAAGGCAACGGCACCGUCUAGACUCAUAACUUCGGACACAGGUCAUCAUCAGUCAUCUAUCAUUAUUCAUCUCUCUCUCUCUUUUUCUCGCGGAGACGCCGUCGUUUUGCACUAAACGCCGGUGCCUCCGCCCCCUUCCUAUGGCCGAGAAAUCCAAGCACCUGCGUCGUUUCCGCUGGUCGCUGCCGGUGAGCCUCGUCAUUUUGUCCAUCGCCUACAUCUAUGCCUCCACCGUCUUCGUCUUCGUAGACCGGUGGUUCGGUCUCCUCUCCUCUCCCGGCCUCAUAAACAGCGCCGUUUUCACCGCUCUUGCCGCCAUGUGCGUCCUCACCUACCGCCGCGCCAUCUCCACCGAUCCCGGCCACGUCCCCGCCACCUACAUGCCCGACGUUGAAGAUUCCGAAUCACCAAUCCACGAGAUCAAGCGCAAGAGUGGAGAUCUGCGAUAUUGCCAAAAAUGUUCACACUAUAAGCCUCCCCGUGCACAUCAUUGUCGGAUUUGCAAAAGAUGUGUGCUUCGAAUGGAUCACCAUUGCAUUUGGAUAAAUAACUGCGUCGGCCAUGCAAACUAUAAGGUCUUCUUCAUCUUUGUCUUGUAUGCUGUAAUUGCAUGCAUCUACUCCCUGGUCUUACUUGUUGGAAGUCUAGCUUAUGAUGGCGUUCAGGAUGAUGAUAAAAGUGGCGGCUCUUUCAGAACUGUAUAUGUUGUUUCUGGCCUCUUGCUGGUCCCUUUAUCUAUAGCAUUAUGUGUGCUUUUAGUAUGGCAUGUCUAUCUCAUCUUACAUAACAAGACUACGAUAGAGUAUUAUGAAGGAGUGAGAGCUCUGUGGCUUGCUGAGAAAGGUGGAAGUAUCUAUAAACAUCCAUAUGACCUUGGCCCAUAUGAGAAUUUGACUUCUGUUUUGGGUCCAAAUAUCCUUAGCUGGCUAUGGCCUACGGCAGGCCAUAUAGGUUCUGGACUUAAGUUCCGCACCGGCUACGAUGUUGUGCAAGGAGCAUCAACAUCCAAAUGAAGUUUUGAUCCAAAUGAAGUUUUGAUGUUGCUUCAUCAUGGGCAUUGUUUUGCGAAACAGAUGAUAAGCGAAAAAGAACAACAAUCGAAAUUAAAUGGAAAGGGAAGCUCCUGUACUUCCUCUCCAGAGUUUCCUGAUACAAGGAAUUCAUUAACCAUGUUUGUACACACCACAGUUUGUUGUAAAGAAACUAAUAAAUUUAUAAUUCAUCAAAAUGUGAAAAAAAAGUAACCAAUGUUUAGAGGUUUA
Arachis stenosperma is the source of this 1329-nucleotide messenger RNA. RefSeq names its product probable protein S-acyltransferase 16. The coding region runs from base 208 to 1080 and encodes 290 amino acids. Gene Ontology annotation, molecular function: palmitoyltransferase activity. The record is from RefSeq and is a predicted model, not a curated record. NCBI's taxonomy places the organism in Eukaryota, Viridiplantae, Streptophyta, Magnoliopsida, Fabales, Fabaceae. The transcript has 7 exons.